Molecule: messenger RNA, 2323 nt
Organism: Pocillopora damicornis (cauliflower coral)
Lineage: Eukaryota; Metazoa; Cnidaria; Anthozoa; Scleractinia; Pocilloporidae
Product: cholesterol 24-hydroxylase
Biological process (GO): cholesterol catabolic process
Molecular function (GO): iron ion binding; heme binding; cholesterol 24-hydroxylase activity
Source: RefSeq, a predicted model, not a curated record
CGAUAAUUUGAUCAUCCUUUUAUUGUAGAGGUUAGUAUGCAAUUUUUUUUCUACAAGAAAUGAUAAAUGAUAUAACUGUAAAAGAUGGGAAACAGUCCUUUGAGAUAUAAAGGUCGCUGGGAGUGCCAACAAGGAUAGUUUGGAGAAAGUCGAGAAAUUCGAAAGAGCCCGGCUGACCCAGUUCAGCCUAAGGUCGAGGCCAGACCACAACAUCGUAUCAAGAGCUACGUUCACAACUCUUUCCGCGAAGUGCGUAGGUCGUUAUUAACGUCCUCUGCUAACCAGUACAGAGAAGACGCAGGAGACGGGGUCCGAGAAGACUAGAUUUUCUUACCUCGUAUGGAUAUUUUAGCAAAGAAACUACGGACUCCAGAGCACACAUCUUAAGAUUGGCAAAGCUCGUCGCUGCAUAAUCUUAAAUGGCGCCCUUCUUGCUCGAUAAGCUAGCAACACUUUUGAUGACUGCUUCCAUAGUACUGCUUCUUGUACUUCUUUUACUGGUGCUUAUUGUGUGGAAAGAGCACAGGAAAUAUGACCAUAUUCCUGGACCUAAACGGAGGAGUUUCUUACGUGGAAACUUCCCAGAAGUUGAAGAAAAAGGAAAGCUUCUUUCUGAACUGUUUCUAGAGCAUGCUCUUGUGUAUGGGCCUAUAUUUGUCUGGUGGUAUUUUUUCUGGCCAAUUGUGGUAAUAUCAGGCCCAGAAUUAAUAAAACAUGGUUUAGUAACUUUAAACCUUCCAAAGGCACCAUCAUCGUACGACAGUUUAGCAUAUAUAUUUGGACGACACAGAUUUCUUGGCUCUGGGCUGGUUACUCAGUUGAAUCAUCAAAAAUGGAAGUCAAAGAGAAACCAAUUAAAUCCAGCCUUUCAUCGCAGUUACUUGAAGGAUCUGGUCCCACAGUUCAAUUCCAUCGCAGAUGCUCUUAUCUCAAAGCUGUCAAAAGUUGCUGAUGGGAAAACUGUCAUUAAAAUGGUGGAUGAAUUCCAAAAAGUGACUUUGGAUGUCAUUGCAAAGGUUGCAUUUAGUCUGGAUUUGCAUUGCUUGGAUGAUCACAACUGCAAAGUCCAUAGAAAUCUUAGUAAGUGUCUGGAAGGUUAUUCAGAGAGCUAUUACCAGCCUCUACUGUCCUUGUCACUUUACAAACAAUCGUACCAGAAGACCAUUUCCAAAUCAAUAUCUGUUUUGCGUCAAUGUGCAAAGGAAUGUAUAGAACAGCGACUGCUAGCCAUGGAAGACUCUAAGAAAAGGCCUAACGAUAUACUCCAGAUGAUCCUGGAGGCUUUUGAUGUGAAUUCAAAGAAUAGUCAUGCUAUCAUGGAAGAACUUGUGGAUGAGUUCCUCACAUUUUUCUUAGCAGUUUUGUUUUUAGGUCAAGACACAACAGCAAACCAACUUAGCUUUACCUUGCUAGAAACUCUGUUGAAUGAAGACAUUGAAAACAGGAUAUUUCAGGAGGUGGACAAUGUCAUAGGAGGAAAAGAGAGUGUUGAAUUUUUUGACAUUGCAAAGAUGCAGUAUCUUGGGCAGACACUUAAAGAAAGUCUACGAAAACAUCCAGUUGUGGGGGGUAUUGCCCGUGUCACUACAAAAGCUGAGAAAUUUGGACAAUAUUUAUUACCUAAAGGAGCAAAGUUACACUUUUCAAUAUUUGUCUCUCAUCACCUUCCUGAAUUCUGGGACAAUCCAGAAAGCUUUCUUCCAGAGAGAUUUGCAGACAAUGUUAAGCCUUCAAACUUUGUUUACCUUCCAUUUUCUUGUGGUCCAAGAAUUUGCAUUGGAAAGGUUUUCUCAGCUAUCAAUGCCACCAUUAUCAUGGCACGCAUUUUUCAAAAGUUUAAAUUUCAGUUGGUGCCUGGGCAGACUGUGCAGCGGGAUGACAAUCUCACAAUUUUCCCUAAGGAUGGAGUCCUGUGCACUGUCAAGGAAAGGAUAUCAGCAAUUUGAAUUCUUAAGUAAUGACGAAUGGCCUUAACUGAGAUUUUUCACUGAAAUAUUUAAAAUGGACUCCAAGGUUUUUGAUGUGAAAUACUUUUAGUUUAAAUAGCCUCACUGAAUAUUGUGAACAAAAUUUUGUUGCAAAGUUGAAUGUAUUUAAGUACUUUCCCCCACAAAGGAAAGACAAUUACUUUUGAGAUAAUGCAAGUGAAAGGGUUUAUCCUAUAACUCCCAGAAGUGAUUAACAUAAAACUUCUCCCCACAAUAUUCAUACAUUAUUCAGCAAAUACGUAAUGAGAAUAUUCAACCUUAUCAGUAGAAGCUGCCAUCUUGAUCUAGCACCAAGUUCUCACAUCUAAUUUACAAUGAAAUGUGUAGCAGCUACA